AUGCCUGUCGGCAUUCAGCGUCUCAACGCUAAGAAGACACAACCAAAUGAGCGCAUCAUUUUUAUCAAGCCGCUGAAGGGCCCGGAUGGACCGAUCGCACAAGAUUUUCUUGAGCGGAUAGCGGCGCAAUGCUUACCUAUAAUGAAAGAGCACAGUCUCUCGGUGAUGACACUGGAAGAGUAUGAGCCAAACCGAGAGUUCGUCGGUCGCAAUUUUAAUGCUGGAGAGAUCAUUCAGCUGGUACUCAAGGCACGCUCGGGGCACUGGCUGCCUUUCAACUACGUGCAGAUGGUCAUGAUGCACGAACUGGCGCAUUGCAAGCAAAUGAACCACUCCAGGGCGUUCUGGGCCGUCCGAAACCAGUAUGCUGAGCAGAUGAAGAAGCUUUGGACUCGCGGCUACACUGGAGAUGGUCUGUGGGGACGCGGGGCUCUUCUUAGUUCGGGCGAGUUCGAGAGGAACACCAUAUCGCCAGACGAAGCCUUGCCAGAGCAUCUGUGCGGCGGUACCUAUCGAUCACGACGGCGUAAGCGUAAGGCUAAGAAGGACCUCACCUAUCAGGAGAAGAAGGAGCGGCGGAUUCUGAAGAAGUUUGGAGCGAAUGGAGUCGCUUUGGGAGGUGACGAUGCCACAAAGCGGAAACUCGAGAAGGGGAAGACUAUAGCGGCAAAACCCCGUAUUGCUGGGAGCAAUCGAGGGAGAGAACUUCGGGCUGCGGCUGCUUUGGCAAGAUUUGAACAGCAAUCGAAAGAGACGGGCGUAGAGAAGCACUAUGUCGUGGAUGUGGAUGACGAUGAGACCGUCAGUGACUCUGAGACCCAGUCUGAGAGCGACUACGAAGAUGGAAGCUUCGACAUCAGCAAUGAUGCUAUUGACAUCAAUGGCACCAAACUUCUUGAUGGCAAAGGUCAUCGAAUGGUCAAAGUCUGCGAGGAUGAGAAUACAAAUGACCAGGACGCACAGCAGGAGUUAAAGGAACUCCAAUCGUCACUACGAAACAAGCCCCUGUCACAGAGAGCGUCCCUGGUUCGUGGAAAUGCGAAAAACCGAGUUGCAAGGAAAGCAUUUAUCUGA
Messenger RNA from Phaeoacremonium minimum UCRPA7, 1074 nucleotides. RefSeq names its product putative wlm domain-containing protein. The transcript has 3 exons. The coding region runs from base 1 to 1074 and encodes 357 amino acids. The record is from RefSeq and is a predicted model, not a curated record. Lineage: Eukaryota; Fungi; Ascomycota; Sordariomycetes; Togniniales; Togniniaceae.